AUGGCUGCCAUGGCGCGAGCACUUCAAGCUUUCGCUAGCUAUUUACUUUCAAGUGAAGCAAGGACAUGGUGGACGAGUGUGAGGGGAAGAAUUACCCCGGAGGAAGGAGAGUUGACUUGGGAAAUCUUCAAGAAUUCUUUUCUUGAGAAGUAUUUUCCGGUGGAUGCCAAAGGUAGGAAGGAGAUGGAAUUUUUGGAAUUGAAGCAAGAAGCGAUGUCAGUAGGUGAGUAUGCCGCAAAGUUUGAAGAGUUGUGCCGAUUCAAUCCGCACUACAACGCGGCUAGUGAUGAAACAUCAAAGUGUGUCAAGAUUUUCGAAGAAAAUGAGAAGACACGAAAGGAGUACUUGAAAGGACUGGGUGUGAAUAAGGCACCAAGGAAGAAAGAGGAGAAGAGGAAACCUUAUUUCCGACCACAGGAUCAGGGAAGGAAUCAAUUCGGAAGGACUUGGAACCCAACGAGAGGAUCUGGAUUCCAAGGGAGACCUGGAGGAUUCAAUAAUACCCCGUUCUGCGCGAGAUGUGGCAGUAAUGGACACCGUGCGCAAGAAUGCAGAGUGGUAUUGGGAAGACAAUCGGGAUUACAAACUGGAGGAAGCGGAAACCCGAAUCCCACCACCACAGUUGGAGAAGGGAGCAAUAGGAAUGCAAACGUGACACCCAGAGACAAUAGGAGGGUUGGACGCUCAGCGAUCAAAGGGAAGGUGUUCGCAAUGACGGUGGAGGAAGCGUCUGAAUCACCGGAGCUCAUUGAAGGUGCAACGCAUUCGUUUAUAUCACACGAGAGGGUCAAACAAUUAGGAUUUCCUGUGACAAGUUUGGCAUGGGACUCCGAAAUUAGUACCCCAACUAAGAAUACUAGUAGAACCUCUAAGUUACCUUUGGAGAUGAGGGACAUCUUAAAUGACUCAAACAUACCAGUGAGGAUAAUUCGAAACGUGAAGUAG
Molecule: messenger RNA, 945 nt
Organism: Lotus japonicus
Lineage: Eukaryota; Viridiplantae; Streptophyta; Magnoliopsida; Fabales; Fabaceae
Exons: 4
Coding region: 1-945 (314 amino acids)
Molecular function (GO): zinc ion binding; nucleic acid binding
Source: RefSeq, a predicted model, not a curated record